Molecule: messenger RNA, 1480 nt
Organism: Folsomia candida
Lineage: Eukaryota; Metazoa; Arthropoda; Collembola; Entomobryomorpha; Isotomidae
Exons: 7
Coding region: 309-1205 (298 amino acids)
Source: RefSeq, a predicted model, not a curated record
GCAUACAGUAUGAUGGAGAAGGACACGAUUUAACGAUCCACUCAGAAAUCGUCUAAAUUAUGAAAUCAUAUUUACUCACGUAAGAAAGUGCGUUUAAAAAAUUUCGACGCAAUAUGUGAACGUCCCCAAGAGCUUUGACCUCUGUCGUCUAAUUUUCUCAGUCACCUUUUUUGUUCGGUCGGAGUCGGUCAACUUUUUUUUUCUUGUUCCGUCCUGUCGUUAAAAGUAAGAUAAGUCGACACUUAUUGGACCUUGUCAUCUGGAUAAGAUAAGAAGAUAAGAGCAGCCCAUUCCAUAUUUAUUCUGCAAUGGAGAUUGAAAUGAUGGACAACUUGACGGCGGCGGCCGAUAAGAACUUGAAGACGUUUGAAAACAAGGAAAAGAUGCUGCAAGAGGUCGAAUUUUCCCAGAGUAAGGAUAAGUUUGAGGGAAAUAUGGUGGAAAGCGAGGAAGUCUUCAUCCCCACCCCGGAUAACGUCAUGAUCGAGCCUGACAAUGACGAAAACAUGACCGUCGAGCAGGACGAGGAACUCAAUCGUCAAACCCAGUUUUUAGAAUUGCUCAAGUGGGAGGAGGAAAGUAAAGCAUAUCUCGAUCUGCUGACCGCAGAAGAGUCCGGUCUUCGCCAACAGGUUGAUGCAGCGGUGAAAGAGACGCACGGCCUGCUUGAACUUCAAUCCAGCUUGGAAGCUAAGAUCGAGGCGCAACGACAAGCCAGAGUAAAAUUGGGGUUGGAAGAAUUAACAAAGCGGAAUACGGAUAGGCAAAAUGACUUGGAUAGAGUGAAGGAGGAAAUUGAUACUAUUCGGCUGGAAACUUUGACCAAGAGCACGAAAAUGCUACAGCUUCAAGUCGAGGACACUGCUAAUAUAGCCAACCGCUUGAAGCAGUAUCGGGACCCUAAAUCCGUCGCAAAAAGUUUAAAGGCCACAGAGGACGAAAUUGUCAAAGUCCGUUCGGAAAUUGAGCAGGUCGUCGAAGAGCAAAACCGCAUAAUUGCGGAGAUGGCAGGAUUGGAUGAACAGAAAAACAUGACUGCAAUUUUGCAACAAAUUGGCUCAGAAUCCAAGGAUUGUGCCGAAACCUGGCUGAAAUCGGUGGCUGCUCUGAACGCUGAAAUUGCCACUCUGGAACGUGAAGUAGGAUCUGGAUUUCGCCAAUACGACCACGAAAAUGAUUGCGGAAACAGAGAAAUUAUUAAUUAAGUUUCCCAAAUUGUACCAGUUUUUCAUGAAAAUGAGCCAACAUUUUUCAAUGUUUUAAUUCAACCUGGUUUUUAUUUACGUAUUUAUACACGCAUUUGAAAUACGUUAAAUAGUUUUUUGAUUUUUAAAAAAUUCAUAAAAUAUAUUUCUUUCCGAUAUCUAUUAUUUUUGUAUUUUUGUAACCUUAUCGUAUAACAUGUUUCUCCUUCGUUAUACACAAAUAUGUAAGUACACAGUAUUCUUGUUCCCGAAUAAUAAACCAGUCAGUUUAAUAA